AUGAUUGAAGGAACACAACUCAUGCCUUCUGACCCUCAACAACCAGAGAUGGUUUCAAUACUACAAUCUCGCUACACAAAGCUAGCUAACCAACUUGCCAAGCUAGAUUUUUCCAAUGGCGAGGUUCUCACCUUUGUAAUGAAGCAUUUAGCACUAUGCUCCAGCUCGGAGAUUCGCAUCAACAAUUUUCGGGUACUGAUCUAUCACCUCGAAGAUUGCGGAUAUCCAGCUCUAAUCGAGAAAUUCAAAGCUCUCCUUCCACAUAUGGAAGUUCUGCUCAAGAAUCUAGCUGCAACACAACUAUUGGUACCCAACCGAAAAUCAACCAAUGAACUGGUUAAAAACCAAAAGCUCAAUUAUCACGCAAAGUUUUACCAUCCACCAAUAACUCCAACGGCAGUCAGGGUCUUAAUCGCAAUCGCUACACCGUAG
Messenger RNA from Caenorhabditis remanei, 432 nucleotides. RefSeq lists its product as uncharacterized. The record is from RefSeq and is a predicted model, not a curated record. Lineage: Eukaryota; Metazoa; Nematoda; Chromadorea; Rhabditida; Rhabditidae. The transcript has a single exon. Bases 1 to 432 code for a protein of 143 amino acids.